CCGAGCCAUGUUGCUAGGCAACCUCUCCAAACAUGUCGGGCUCAUAGAAACGGGGAAAGACAGAUGCGUAUUUAUUAGCUCCUUACUUUUACAUUUACUUUUCAGGUUGGAUACUUAGGUUAGAUAGCGUUCGCUCGCGGUUUGCCAGCUAAUUCGUCAUGGACGAAACGGUAAAACCUAUCAGAAUUCCUCCGGAGAUGUCCAUCUACGCAGAGAAACACGAUAUAUUUGACUUAGUACAGACGAUGGUGUCUAGUCUGAUGGUGGACAAACCAGAUGACCCCAUAUCCUACCUGAUGAGUCUGCUUAAGAGAGGAAGAGUUGAACCUCCUAAGAUUAUUCUGCUGGGCCCGCCUGCUUCUGGGAAGACAACCAUAGCCAGAAGACUGUGUGCAGAGCUGGGUUCAGUCCAUGUAACCACCCACAGUCUCUUCAAACAAGAAACAGAGCUGAGCCAGCAGGCCAUGCAAUACACACAAAUGCAACAGGGAUGGGUUCUAGAAGGAUUUCCUCAGACUCGCCUUCAUGCUCUGACGCUCCAAGCGGCUGGAGUCAUCCCUAACCACGCGGUAUUUCUAGAAGCUUCUGAGGAUAUGUUGCUGCAAAGGACAACGGGAAGAAUGUUGGACCCUCUGACUGGAGACGUGUACCAUCAGACGUUCGUGUGGCCGCCCGACCCGGAGGUGGCCGAGCGUCUGGAGCAGGACAGUGGGGGCUCAGAGGAGCGGCGCCUGGCCCGCCUCCAGCUGUACGGCCAGGAGGUCGCCGGCCUGAGCACGGCCUACCGCCACGUCUUGAAGACCAUCAACGCUGACCAACCACAUACUGAUGUCUAUGAAGAGGUCCUAAGAUAUGUCCUGACCCGGCGUGAAUCGAGAGCCCCUCAGACUCCCAGAAUCCUCCUGGUGGGCCCGCCGGGCUCAGGGAAGAGCCUCGUGGCCAGACGUCUGGCCGACAAAUACAAACUGGUGGACCUGAAUUGUGGACAGCUUUUAAAGGCUGAAGCAGCCGAUGGAUCCACUCUGGGACAGCUGGUGAAGCCCUACAUAGAGACAGGUCACCGAGUUCCAGACAGCGUGGUCCUGCAGGUGCUGAGCCAGAGACUGAGCGCCCUGGACUGCACCACCCGAGGCUGGGCGCUCCACGGCUUCCCCAGGGAGCCGGAGCAAGCCAGGCGCCUGCAGGACUCCACCUACAAACCAAGCAGAGUGUUCUUCCUGGAGAUGACCGAUGAUGUUGCCAUUGAGAGGCUAACUCUCAGGACCAUCGAUCCAAUCAGUGGAGAGAGGCACCAUGGCCUGGAGCAUCCAGCCCCAAACCGAGAGGUCGAGGCCAGGCUGCAGACCCAUCCAGACGACAAACCGGCCAGGGUCCAAGAAAAACUCACACAAUACUGGAUGUAUGCUGCUAGGCUAAAGGCUUUAUUUCCAGAUGGGGUCCAUGUGAACGCUGACCAGGACCCCCACACUGUGUUUGAGUGUGUGGAGAGCAGAGUGUUUAAGCGACCCGACAUCAGACCGAACCAGUAGAGAGCAGAGUGUUUAAGCGGCCGACAUCAGACCGAACCAGUAGAGAGCAGAGUGUUUAAGCGGCCGACAUCAGACCGAACCAGUAGAGAGCAGAGUGUUUAAGCGGCCGACAUCAGACCGAACCAGUAGGAAGCAGAGCCCGACAGACGUCUUUUCCUCUCCAAAUAUAAAUCAAAUAGAAUGGAAUGCAAAUAAGAAAACAUUAACAGCACUGGAAGAGAGGAGAAAACACUACAUAUUUACAAAUCUCAUGAAUAAGCUGUUGCCUGACUGCAUUGAUGGAAUCAAAUAAAAAGAAGUGUAUUUCGACAUAAUGGGUAUAUAUAUAUAUAUUUACCUUCAUGAUAGCGUAUAUGUUGAAAACAUAGACAACGUCUCUCAGGUAGGCUGGCUGGAUGAAGGCCUGUACCGACCUGUGCUCCUCCCAAAUGACCAAGCAACGUCGCACUCUCAUCCAGGUCUGUCCCAACAGCAGGGAGGGAAUCGCACCGGAGUCCCGACGGGGCGGCAUGGGGCUCAGAAGGUAAGAGCGGGUUGGCUGGUUACCGGGAGGGUUGCUAGUUCCAUCCCCCGGCUCUUCCUAGCGGAGUGUCGAGGUGUCACUGAGCGAGACGCCUCCCUCUAACUGCUCCCAACAAACAGGCCUUGUGUGGUGGACAUCACCGUCGG
This is a messenger RNA of Gadus macrocephalus (Pacific cod), 2198 nucleotides long. RefSeq names its product adenylate kinase 8 (gene ak8). Gene Ontology annotation, cellular component: cytoplasm. The record is from RefSeq and is a predicted model, not a curated record. NCBI's taxonomy places the organism in Eukaryota, Metazoa, Chordata, Actinopteri, Gadiformes, Gadidae. Gene Ontology annotation, molecular function: nucleoside diphosphate kinase activity; ATP binding; AMP kinase activity. Gene Ontology annotation, biological process: nucleoside triphosphate biosynthetic process. The coding region runs from base 159 to 1529 and encodes 456 amino acids. The transcript has 13 exons.